Spodoptera litura is the source of this 2393-nucleotide messenger RNA. RefSeq names its product transmembrane protein 161-like emei (gene emei). NCBI's taxonomy places the organism in Eukaryota, Metazoa, Arthropoda, Insecta, Lepidoptera, Noctuidae. The record is from RefSeq and is a predicted model, not a curated record.
ACUUUUUAAGUUGUUCGUUUAUGAAUGUGUGGGAGGAAAGAAUUGAGGUUAUGGAUUUAGCUUGAAACGAAAAUAAUUUAGCAAAUUUAGACUAUGAAUAGACAUAAAUGUGAAUGAAAAUCCAGACGAAAUGGCACUGCUCGGCGCUCAAUUAGUUAUCACACUGAUUAUGGUAUCAGUGAUACAAAAGUUGGGAAGUUACUCGUUCGCAAGAUGGUUACUAUGCUCACAAAGGUUAUACAGAUACUUGUAUCCUACAAACAGUGAGUUAAAGAGUUUGGCAGGAGUUCCAAAAGAAUCUUCGAAGGGUAAGAAAGGAGGUAAACAUGAGUCGAAUGGGAAGCCGGAGACUUUCCAUGUUCCUCGAAGUCUGGAUAUACAGCUGGAGACGGCGCCCGUGACUCCUUUGGAUGUGGUACACUUGAGGUUUUAUACUGAGUAUGUGUGGAUUGUAGAUUUUUCACUGUACACAGCCAUAGUGUAUCUUAUGUCAGAGGUGUACACUUCAGUAUUCCCACUCAAGGAUGAGUUCAACUUGAGUAUGGUGUGGUGCCUUCUAGUUGUGCUGUUCUCUUUUAAAAUCUUACUAAGCUUGACAAAGCAGUACUUUACAAGUGAUGAGUCCAUCGGUGAACGUUCCACCUGCAUAGUGGCCUUCUGUGUGUUCCUGCUGGUUGCUAUGAUGGUGCUCAUCGUCAGUGAUGCCAACCUUGAAGUGGGAGUCGACCCUGCUUAUGACAGUUUCUAUGAAAAUGCCUCAAAGUUCCUUGAAAACCAAGGCUUGUCCUCUGUGGGUCCAGCCUCAAAGUUAAUAUUAAAAUUUUUCUUUGCUGUGUGGGCAGCUAUUAUUGGGACUUUAUUCACCUUCCCUGGAUUAAGAGUCGCCAGGAUGCAUUGGGACUCACUUAGAUACUAUGGAGACAAUAAAAUGAAAUCACUACUGCUCAACUUUAAUUUUGCAAUGCCAUUUGUGUUAGUAUUGUUGUGGGUGCGUCCCAUUACAAGGCAUUACCUUACAGUCAGAGUGUUCAGUGGGAUGGAGAAACCAUUAAUGACAUCGGACGCGUUCGACACGAUGCGUAUAAUGCUAGUGGCGAGCACAAUCGUUAUCCGGCUGGCAUUGAUGCCGCGUCAGUUGCAGGCUUACUUAGACAUGGCACAACGUCGUCUAGAUGUGCAAAAGAAAGAAGCUGGCAGAAUUACUAACAUUGACCUGCAGAAGAAAAUUGCAUCAGUAUUCUACUACCUAUGUGUAGUAGCCCUCCAGUACAUCUGUCCUAUCAUUAUGUGUCUGUACAUGGCUCUGAUGUACAAGACCCUCGGUGGGUACACAUGGACCGGACUCUUCUAUGAAAGCCAAGAAGUCUGUACCAUGGAUGAUAAAACACCAACAGUGACUGACAGUAUAGUAGAAGGAGAUGGUAUUGAACAGUUCCAGCUUGCUUGGGAGAAUUUGAAAAUGGUAUUCACAGUAGACGUGUAUCGAGGCGUGUUCGGCUUCGCGACGUGGUGGUGCUGCUUCGCCUGGUUCCUCACAACGUCUCUUGGCCUCGCCUACCAAACCUAUUUCAGAAUCUCGUGAUAUACAGACUCUGUAGUCAUUAGAGUUCUAGUCACAAGUUGAAUUAUUUUGUGCGAGUAAAAAAGAUUGGUUGUAACUUGUAAGAUGAAUGAUAUUUCCUGUUACUGAACAUAUUUAAGUGAACCCUUAAUCUGUAUUGUAAAAACAUUAAUCAUUACGUAGAUAAAGAUACAAAAUGACAUGAAAGAAAUGUAAAUAUGGUUACACAGUAAAAAUACAUUAUAUUUGUUUAUAUAGGUUGUCUAUAAUGUGUUAUGUAAUGUCCAAAGAGUAUAUAAACUUCAAUACUACAAUAGCAAGUCCUUGACACAGAUAUCGAAGAGAAGUUGUUUUAAGAUCUCAACGAUUUCAUUUACAUUGUGUAUAAUACUUUUUGUUGAGAUUUUGUUGCACAAUACUACUGAAAUAGUAUGUAAUGGCAAUGGGGCAAGUAUUGUGUUAUUCUUGUUUUAACGUGUGUGAAUCCCUUGAUUUUGGUCUUCCUACAGCAAUGAUACAUACCCUUUUGACAAGUGAGCUACUGAAAUAUAGAUAGCAAACUUAUUGUUGUGGCUAUUUAAUCAUGAUGCAACAUUCUUACUGAUUGAAUUCACUCUUAAUCAUAUUUUUUUUGCCAAUUCAUUGUGAGUCAACUGUACAAAAACUAUUAGUAUGUUAUGUACAUAAUAGGUCUAGCACAAAAUGCUUUCUAUAUGAAUCUGGAAAUUCUGAAAUAAGAAUUGAAUCUAGGUGGUUGUGUAGGAUUAGGAAUGUUCUAUUUAUUAUUGAUUUGUAUUGUAUUGGACUGUUUUAUAAUAAAUACUGAAAAUUA